AUGCCCACCACCGACCGUGCCCAACAGCGACGCAACUUUGAAGAGUUUGAAGAUAGCCACGAUGAAAAGGUGAUGGAAAACAGAGCACGUCUUAUGCAGCGCCAGGCUAUCAUCGGGAGCACGCUCACCAAUGGCCGCGUUGACGAAUGA
Cordyceps fumosorosea ARSEF 2679 is the source of this 150-nucleotide messenger RNA. RefSeq lists its product as hypothetical. The transcript has 2 exons. Bases 1 to 150 code for a protein of 49 amino acids. NCBI's taxonomy places the organism in Eukaryota, Fungi, Ascomycota, Sordariomycetes, Hypocreales, Cordycipitaceae. The record is from RefSeq and is a predicted model, not a curated record.